AUGAGUGAAACACCAAUAGUUCUUGAUCAAGGUACUGGAUUCGUUAAAAUCGGUAGAGCAGGGACUAAUUUCCCCGAUCAUACCUUUCCUUCCAUUGUAGGGAGACCUAUAUUGAGAGCCGAGGAACGUAAUUCCUUAUUACCUAAUGAUAUCGAAAUCAAAGACAUUAUGUGUGGUAGUGAAGCCAGUGAAGUGAGAUCUAUGUUACAAAUCAGUUAUCCUAUGGAAAACGGGAUCAUUAAAAACUGGGAAGACAUGGAACACUUGUGGGAUUAUGCUUUCUACGAAAGAAUGAAAGUCGAUACCACUGGACAAAAAGUAUUAUUAACUGAACCUCCAAUGAAUCCAUUAAAGAAUAGAGAAACUAUGUGUCAAGUUAUGUUUGAAAAAUAUAAUUUUGGCGGUGUUUAUGUAGCUAUCCAAGCAGUCUUAGCAUUAUAUGCCCAAGGUUUAUCAUCAGGGGUAGUUGUUGAUUCCGGAGAUGGUGUUACUCAUAUUGUACCAGUUUAUGAAUCAGUAGUUUUAAAUCAUUUAACCAAAAGAUUAGACGUUGCUGGAAGAGAUGUUACCAGAAAUUUAAUCAACUUAUUGUUAAGAAGAGGUUAUGCUUUUAAUAGAACAGCAGAUUUUGAAACUGUUAGACAAAUUAAAGAAAAAUUAUGUUAUGUUAGUUAUGAUUUACAAUUAGAUACUAAAUUGGCUCAAGAAACCACCACAUUAGUGGAGAAUUAUGAAUUACCUGAUGGAAGAGUUAUCAAAGUUGGUAGUGAAAGAUUUGAAGCUCCUGAAUGUUUAUUCCAACCUCAUUUAGUUGAUGUUGAACAACCAGGUGUGGGUGAAUGUUUAUUUAAUACUAUUCAAUCAGCUGAUGUAGAUGUCAGAUCAUCAUUAUUCAAAGCCAUCGUAUUAUCAGGUGGUUCAUCAAUGUAUCCUGGAUUACCUUCCAGAUUAGAGAAAGAAUUAAAACAAUUAUGGUUAACUAAAGUUUUAAAUGGUGAUGCUUCAAGAUUAGAUAAAUUUAAAGUUAAAAUCGAAGAUCCUCCAAGAAGAAGACAUAUGGUUUUUAUUGGUGGAGCAGUGUUGGCUAAUAUUAUGGCCGAUAAAGAUCAUAUGUGGAUUUCAAAACAAGAAUGGGAAGAACAGGGUCCAAGAGUGUUAGAAAAAUUAGGUCCUCGUCGUUAA
This is a messenger RNA of Yamadazyma jaroonii, 1182 nucleotides long. NCBI's taxonomy places the organism in Eukaryota, Fungi, Ascomycota, Pichiomycetes, Serinales, Debaryomycetaceae. The record is from the annotation of a GenBank genome assembly.